Drosophila innubila is the source of this 646-nucleotide messenger RNA. It is a transcript of the gene Ak6, whose product is annotated as adenylate kinase isoenzyme 6 homolog. Gene Ontology annotation, molecular function: AMP kinase activity; ATP hydrolysis activity; ATP binding. The transcript has 3 exons. Gene Ontology annotation, cellular component: cytoplasm; nucleus. Lineage: Eukaryota; Metazoa; Arthropoda; Insecta; Diptera; Drosophilidae. The record is from RefSeq and is a predicted model, not a curated record. The coding region runs from base 58 to 576 and encodes 172 amino acids.
UUUUGUUGCAUCCCUGGUAAGUUCACGUUUUUGAUUUUCAACAUAAACAAACGAGAUAUGACGGAAAUAAGCAAGCCAAAUAUAUUAAUUACCGGUACUCCUGGAGCCGGCAAGUCGUAUUUGUGUGAACGUUUGGCCGCACAGUUAAAGUUCAGCUGGCUGGAUUGCUCAAAGAUAGCAAAGGAAAAGAAUUUCAUUGAGGAAUAUGACGAGGAAUACGACUGUCCCAUUCUCGACGAGGACAAGCUCAUGGAUCACCUCGAACCUCUGAUGGCCGAUGGCGGCAACAUCGUUGAAUAUCAUGGCUGUGAUUUCUUCCCAGAACGCUGGUUUCAAGCUGUCUUCGUCGUCACCUGCCCCAACAAAACCCUCUACGACAGACUCAAGGAACGCGACUAUAAUGAAAAAAAGCUAACGUCCAAUAUACAAUGCGAAAUCUUCGGCACAAUAUUGGAAGAAGCGCGGGAAUCGUAUAAAUCUGAUAUAGUCUACGAGUUGUCCGGGGAGACAAAGGCGGAUGCCGAAAAGAGUCUAAAAACAGUUAAAAAUUGGUAUAGCAUGUGGAAACGCAAGUGAAAAUAGAAAGUUAUAAGUAUAUUUUAAGUAAUUAAUCCUUAUAAAUUAUGGACAACUGUUUUCUUUUUCA